CAAAGUUGGAGCUUUACUUAACCCUCCACGACCUCUACAACACUCACGACAACCUCCAAGACGAUUCAAACAUGGAUGACGGUACGUCUUCAGCAUCACAAACGACGACGAACUCUCUAUUCCGCCUUAACUGUCGCCAUUCCUGCUAGCGACAGCAACGUUUCUCUCUGUCUCUUGCUGGCGAAACAAAGGCGAACAAGCGACAUACCUUUUCCAUUUCGCUCUUCAGUACUCUUACCGCCAUGAGAUAAUCGACCAUCCCUAACUUUUCUGCUUUUUGUCACCCUUUUGUUCUCUCAGCCUGGCAGUCUCAAGAUAUUGCUCCAGCACAACCUGCAAUCAACAUUCCCUCCACUGAUGUGACUAUGGCCAAUGGAACAGGUUCUGGGGACGAUUACCCAGCUGAAAGGAGUGGAGAUGCUCCUCGAAGAAGUCGCAGCCGAAGUCCUGGCCGUGGUCGCUCUGAUGGAGGCCAAAAUCCAGGCAACAAUCUUCAUGUUGCGGGAUUGAGUCUCAAAGUGGAUGUGAGAGAACUCGAGACUGCGUUUGCAAAAAUUGGCAGGGUCAAGAAGGCCUCUGUAAUGUAUGAUCCUCAUACUCGAGAGUCCCGAGGCUUUGGUUUUGUUACAAUGGAGACUUCUGAAGAGGCGGAAGCAGCUAUCACUGCGUUGAGCGGGACGGAGCUGAUGGGGAAAAUGUUGACUAUCGAGAAGGCUCGCCGUGGUCGUGCACGUACCCCCACUCCAGGAAAGUACUACGGUCCUGGUAAGCGUGGCGGUGAUCGAGGUGGCUACACUGCGGAUCGCCCGUAUGACCCUCGACCCUAUGACAGUCGGUACGCUAGGGAUUACGAUUAUGACAGACGUGACAGGCGCGGGCGGUAUGACGAUUACCGCCGCGACUAUGACAGAGGCGACAGGUACGACCGAGAGAGAUAUGGUGGCCGGGACCGGGAUAGGGAUUAUGACCGUGACCGCGGAAGGUACGAUGACCGAAGAUAUUAAGCGUUCUCUGUCUAUGCUUUUGUUCAAAGUAUCUAAGCCAGUAUCCAAUCGGCGUUGUUGAUUCUGAUAUCUUUCCCUCAUCGAAAUUAAAAACUUCCUAGUUAUUCCUUCCUACGCACACGCUUCCUGACAAUCUUUUAUGGGUGCUUUUCGGAUUCUGGCAUUCCCUUUCGACUGCAUAAUAACUAUGGAAGUAUUGUUCAAGUUUUGUUGGUCUGGUAGCCAGCACGUUUCUUAAUGCUCGUAUGUCUACGCAGGCGCAACUUCGCCAGAUAAUUCUCGGCAGCUAUUAUGCUUGCUCUCUUUUUGUACUCG
Messenger RNA from Guyanagaster necrorhizus, 1319 nucleotides. Its product is annotated as RNA-binding domain-containing protein. Gene Ontology annotation, molecular function: RNA binding. The transcript has 5 exons. Lineage: Eukaryota; Fungi; Basidiomycota; Agaricomycetes; Agaricales; Physalacriaceae. The record is from RefSeq and is a predicted model, not a curated record. Bases 366 to 1004 code for a protein of 212 amino acids.